Molecule: messenger RNA, 1458 nt
Organism: Coregonus clupeaformis (lake whitefish)
Lineage: Eukaryota; Metazoa; Chordata; Actinopteri; Salmoniformes; Salmonidae
Product: potassium voltage-gated channel subfamily F member 1-like
Exons: 1
Coding region: 1-1458 (485 amino acids)
Biological process (GO): potassium ion transmembrane transport; protein homooligomerization
Cellular component (GO): membrane; voltage-gated potassium channel complex
Molecular function (GO): voltage-gated potassium channel activity
Source: RefSeq, a predicted model, not a curated record
AUGUGGACAAUACCCAAACCCCGAUAUAAGAACUGCAACAGCUUGGAUACAAGGGAUGAAGCCGAGAUAGCCGUGAACAUUGGCGGGGUGAGGCUAGUUUUAGACGGUGAUGUGCUUAACCGCUACCCGGAGAGUCGACUUGCAGAACUGAUCAACUGCUCAACUCUGAAUUACGACGUUAUCUACUCACUUUGUGAUGACUACGACCCGGGUAAAAAAGAGUUUUAUUUCGACCGGGAUCCUGACGCUUUCAGAUGUAUCAUUGACGUGUAUUACUUCGGUGAGAUUCACAUCAAACGAGGUAUCUGUCCAAUUUGUUUCAUUAAAGAGAUGGAGUUCUGGAAAAUUCACCAAAGCUAUUUGGACGAGUGCUGUAAAAGUUACCUGACUGAAAAAGAGGAAGAGCUGGCAGAGAUUGCCAACAAAGUGAAGCUUAUCUUGGAUGAUAUAGAUGGGGACCCUUCUGUCUACCGCUCAGCGCGGUGCCUAAAGUUCCUUUGGAAACUCAUGGAGAAACCGGAGUCCUCGUUGCCUGCGCGCGUUAUCGCCAUUGCAUCUUUCCUCUUCGUCCUUGUAUCCUCCGUGGUGAUGUGCGUGGGGACCAUUCCAGAAGUCCAAGUGGAAGAUGAAGAGGGGGACCUUGUGGAACACCCGAUGCUGGAGGCCAUCGAGACAGUCUGCAUAGGCUGGUUCACCGUGGAAUACCUGCUGCGUUUUAUGUCCUGCCCAAACAAACUGCACUUUUUCCUAUCCUUUAUGAACAUAAUAGACUUCAUGGCUAUCAUGCCCUUCUACGUGGUGCUGACCCUUACUUACCUGGGUACGGCCAUGAUGGAUCUGGCCAAGGUCCAGCAAGCGGUCCAGGCGCUUCGCAUCAUGCGUAUCGCCCGCAUCUUCAAACUCGCGCGCCACUCCUCCGGGCUACAGACUCUCACCUAUGCGCUGAAGAGGAGUUUCAAAGAGCUGGGGUUGCUACUUAUGUACAUGGGCAUAGGGAUAUUCGUGUUCUCAGCACUGGGCUACACCAUAGAGCAAAGCCACCCGGAGACCCUCUUCAGUAGCAUCCCACAGUCCUUCUGGUGGGCUAUUAUCACCAUGACCACCGUGGGCUAUGGAGACAUUUACCCCAAAACCACUCUAGGCAAGUGCAACGCAGCCAUCAGCUUCCUGUGUGGGGUGAUAGCCAUCGCGUUGCCCAUUCACCCCAUUAUCAACAACUUCGUCAUUUUUUACAACAAGCAGACAGUGCUCGAGACCGCGGCCAAGCACAAGCUGGAGCUCAUGGAGUUGCAGUCUAGCGAGGACUCACUGAUGAAGGCAAAGCGCAAGUGUGGCGCAGCGGGUGCGUUGGAGAGCUCUAUGCGCACCUCGCGUAGUGAUAAUUGUAUACCACUUCUCGAAGAAUCGACCAGGACUUUGAAGUCGAAAAAUUAUUGCUCGGAAACAGAAUCAUUUUAA